This is a messenger RNA of Kwoniella mangroviensis CBS 8507, 1236 nucleotides long. RefSeq lists its product as uncharacterized. NCBI's taxonomy places the organism in Eukaryota, Fungi, Basidiomycota, Tremellomycetes, Tremellales, Cryptococcaceae. Gene Ontology annotation, molecular function: zinc ion binding; DNA-binding transcription factor activity, RNA polymerase II-specific. The record is from RefSeq and is a predicted model, not a curated record. Bases 1 to 1236 code for a protein of 411 amino acids. The transcript has 6 exons. Gene Ontology annotation, biological process: regulation of DNA-templated transcription.
AUGUACAUGCCAUCGCAUGAUCGAAUCACCGUACGUACUAGAGAGGAAGAAGUUGAAGAGGAUAGGAAGAAGAUCAAAAGGCCUCGGGCGAAACUCACAUGUCUGAACUGCAAGCGAAGGAAGACGAAAUGUGAUAAAUGCUACCCUUGUUCAUCGUGCACGACAAGGGGUGAAAGUGAUUCGUGCCAUUACGAAGAGGGAUAUGAACCCAGCUCUCACAAUUUGUCGAAUCACGAAUACAAGGCAAUACAAGAUCGAUUAGAAAGGAUUGAAAAUGCUCUCUUAUCUUCUCCAAGACCAUUUACCUCACCACCAACUACCAGUAGGCGACGUAUGAGGGGAGAAGGAGGAGCAGCGACACAGGAAAGAGCCCACAGCGUGCUGGUAGCGUCAGGGAGCAAACCUAACUAUGGGCCUUCACCGACAUUCCAAGAAGAUAUGAACCCUAUAUACCCAGCGGUCAGAUCAGAUACAUUCCCGAAUAUCAUACCUACUACUACCCAGGCGAGAUCGGCCAGAUGGCAUAGAGAGAUGCAAUUGGUUUUCGAUACUUUACCGAAUGAACGUCAAAUGGAGUUUAUAACGAAUCAUUAUUUCUCGAAAAUGCAAUUUCUAGGUCUGCAUAUCGUGGAAGGUGUCUUUAGAAACGAAAUGACACAAUUUUUAUCGCUCAAAUCACUCAAUUUGCAUUUUUCUGUGGAUCCCGCUUGGUUAGCUCAGCUGGUUUGCAUUUUAUGGGUGACGUGCCAUUACCUUACGAAGAACGAACAGCUUCUUCGAUCCGAAGCGAUGAUCAACUUGGGAUUGAACAAAUCUGGUCUGAUAAAUCUUGCCAUAGGGUUAUACGAUGCUUUGGAAAUGGCAUUCAACUGCUCAGGGUGGUUGUUCAGACCCCAAUUGAGGAUCCUGCAGACGUUGCUCGUACCGAUAUAUCUCAAUAUGCAGGGAUGUUAUCAUACCGGACCAUUAUACGGCCCACCAUCCGAUUGGUCCUGCUGUCUAUGGUUCGACAUCGCCGUAGGCAUCUGCAAAGGGUUGGACUUACACCUAGACCCAAAGAUAGAGGACAUAGCCAAAUUGCAAGAUCCAGCUCUACCACCUUCCAGACCUACAUACAGUAUACAAAUGAUUCGACGAGUCUUCCACGACUUGUUACUGUUCGAUACGUACUCUAUUAUCAACUCGACCGACGUAUCGAGGAAGUUGUUACCUUAUGCCUUUCCUGAUGGUAAGUGA